AUGAACCGUUUCAUCCUAGCUUCUUUCCUUCUUGUCGCCAUCUUCGCUGUCUCCGAAGCAGCUCUUGCUCAACAGCAAGUCAAGGACGGAGCAAAACUUGAGAUCGACGCCUUCAAGGGAGCCAAGGCCAUCAAGAGAACCGUCCCAGCCGGAGAGCAAAUCUUCCAUUUCGAAGGAGAGCACAAGGGAACAUUCGUCGAUGGAAAGGGAAAGAAGGUCGAGUCAUCAAACUAUGAAGCCAAGAAUGGAGUUCUCGUUAUCAAGAAGUUCACCAAGGCUGAUGUUGGACAAUACUCUGAGCACCCAGCUAAGAACAUCGAAACCAAGCAAGCCAAUGGAGACGUCUCCGCCGUUCCAGGACUUACCCUCAACAUCUCCCUUGAAUAA
Caenorhabditis remanei is the source of this 387-nucleotide messenger RNA. RefSeq lists its product as uncharacterized. Bases 1 to 387 code for a protein of 128 amino acids. The record is from RefSeq and is a predicted model, not a curated record. Lineage: Eukaryota; Metazoa; Nematoda; Chromadorea; Rhabditida; Rhabditidae. The transcript has 3 exons.